AGAGAGAGAAAAUACUGUUGGUUGCAGCUUGACUUAAGGGUUUCUCUGCCUGGUGAGGCAUUCACAUCCCAGAGCUCAUGUGGUAACGUGCAGCUUUGCUUGGCACCACCUACAAAGUGGCCUGAACACAGGAUUUGACAAACACAUUUAUGCCUGAGGCAGAAAAGGAUCUCAGAAAGUAAGAGAGGCACAGUAGCAGGUGAAGAAUCCAGCAGGAGUGAGCAAGAAGAGCAAGUGAAGAUCUGUUAGCACUUGAAACCACACUGACAUGGCAGCAAUGGAAGCACUGGAAUGCUCAAGCGCUCAGCUCGAGCCACAUUCCCUCACUGAGAUCUCCGAAGACGACGACGAAGUCAACGUCCAUCCUUCAGAAGAUGAAGACGACGUCCUUGCGGCGGCAAAGAAAGAGUUGUCCGCCAUGGAAACAGAAGGCGAGGCCGCGGAAGACAAGGAUGGCUCGGGCAAGCCGGACCAGCAAGUGAAUGGAGUGCUGGUGCUGUCUUUGCUCGACAAGAUCAUCGGGGCCGUGGACCAGAUCCAGCAGACCCAGACCGGGCUGGAGUCCAGGCAGCAAGAGAUGGAGCGCUCGGUGAGCAACAUCCAAGGCGAGCUCACCAAGCUGACCAAGGACCACAGCACCACAUCCAACAGCGUCAACAAGAUGAUGGAGAAAGUACGCAAAGUGAGCGUCAACGUCAAGACUGUAAGAGCCAACUUGGAGAAGCAAGGAGGACAAAUCAAGAAACUGGAGACCAACGAGGCCGAGCUGCUAAAGAGACGCAACUUUAAAGUCAUGAUCUAUCAGGAUGAAGUCAAAGUUCCCUCCAAACUCAACGUUUCCAAGUCCAUGAGGGUGUCUGAAGGUGUAUCAGGAAGCAGAGGAGGAAGUAUGCUAGAGCUUAAGGAAGCGACGGAGGAACCCGGAGAGGAGGGGGAAGAGGGAGAGAAGGAAAACAAACCUACAAUAGACCUUUCCUCGGAUGAGGAAGGAGUGGACAUUGAAGACGUCCUUUACGAGACCCGUGCCGAACGUAUCAAGCGCAGCAGCCUGCAGCGUGUCCAAACUCUCAAGACCGUAUUCUCCAAGGAGAAAAUGGAUAAGACCAAGGCAAGGACCAAGCAGAACUUGGAGAAGACAAAGCAGAUGACAAAGGCAAAUCUGGAGAAGACCAAACAGAAAACUAUGGAGAACAUUGAGAAUACAAAGCAAAAGGCGAAGGAUAACCUGGAGAAGACCAAACAUAACAUUGAGAAGAAGAUGGGAAAGCUUGGCACUCGCAUGACCGUCAAUCCGGAACGCAAGCAGAAGCUCCAGGUAUCCCGUACCAAGAUGCAGAAAGCCUUCACGCCGGACCACGUGGUCUACGCCCGUUCCAAGACUGCCGUCUACAAGGUGCCCCCCUUCACCUUCCAUGUCAAGAAAGUCCGCGACGGUGCCGUUGAGGUCGUCCAAGGCACUGAAAUGGUGGAGGUCUCCCAGAAUGCUGAGAACUUCAAUGAAGUGGAUGAAGAAGUGGAGGGAGGUGGCGUGGAGCUCGACAUGGAGAUGAUGAAUGGCGGAGAUGAUGAAGAUGAAGACGAAGAGGAGGAAAGCCAUGAUGUGAUGGAGGAUAACGAUGAGAAAGACAGAGACAGCGACUAGAUCAAGAACAAACGUCUUUUACAACACCCCUAAGGUUCUUUUGUAAAAACUGAAUCCAAUAUUCGGGAUUGAACACAUCCAUUUUGUUUUCCUUCAAUUUGAUUCUAAUUUUGUUAUGUUGCCUCUUGUUCAUUCACAACAUGCUAAAUUUGGCAAAUAUCAGUGUGUCAAAUAGAAUUUGAAUAUCCAUUGAUCAAGUCUACUUACAGCUUUCUUUUUAGCGGCCCAUGGUGAGAUUACAGAUCAGAAAACUAGUUUGCCCAUAAACUCACAAGUGAUGGUUGUUGUUAAUUCACCCAACACUUAGUUCAUGCUUAACAUGUUGUACGUUAGGUUUUCUACGUACUCCCAAAUUGUAAUCUAGCAAGAU
Syngnathus acus (greater pipefish) is the source of this 2012-nucleotide messenger RNA. RefSeq names its product caveolae associated protein 1b (gene cavin1b). The record is from RefSeq and is a predicted model, not a curated record. Gene Ontology annotation, molecular function: rRNA primary transcript binding. NCBI's taxonomy places the organism in Eukaryota, Metazoa, Chordata, Actinopteri, Syngnathiformes, Syngnathidae. The transcript is spliced from 2 exons. Gene Ontology annotation, cellular component: caveola; cytoplasm. Gene Ontology annotation, biological process: termination of RNA polymerase I transcription; transcription initiation at RNA polymerase I promoter. The coding region runs from base 269 to 1642 and encodes 457 amino acids.